Molecule: messenger RNA, 1662 nt
Organism: Nymphaea colorata (pocket water lily)
Lineage: Eukaryota; Viridiplantae; Streptophyta; Magnoliopsida; Nymphaeales; Nymphaeaceae
Product: heptahelical transmembrane protein ADIPOR2-like
Exons: 4
Coding region: 334-1425 (363 amino acids)
Biological process (GO): response to hormone
Cellular component (GO): membrane
Molecular function (GO): signaling receptor activity
Source: RefSeq, a predicted model, not a curated record
GUCCAUUAUAAAAGGAAGGGAAGCAACAACGGCUGCGCCUGGAGGUAGGAGAGGUACCGGUGGAGGAGGAGAAAGAAUUUUUAUUUUUUUUUAUUUUUCUGCUUGAAAAGGCAGAAGGGAGAGAGAGAGAGAGAGAGGGCUUGGUCAGAGUCUCGAACUCUUUCUCAGAGGGGUCGGUCACCAAAGCCCUCAGAGAUUUCGUGAUCAUUUUUGAGAUUUUGAAGCAACAGAGGCAGGCAGAGCAACAGUUUCUUCCUUCUCUUUCUUCUUCCCCAUAUCUUGGCUGAGAGGAAGGAAGGAGAAAAGGGGAGGGUUCUUUGUCCCCUGGUGGUGAUGGAUCGAGUGGGGAUCUUCCGGAGGAGAGGAGGAGAUGGGUCUGUGGUGGCGGAGACCACCAUCACCACCACCACCACCGCCACCGCCACCGCCACCGCCAGCGAGAAGAAGAAGAAGAAGGUGGAGGGGGAGAGGAAGUUCGAGUGCCGAUUGGUGAAGUACGAGGCGUUGCCGGACUACUUGAAGGAUAAUGAGUUCAUACUGGACCAUUACAGAGCAGAGUGGCCUCUCAAGGAGGCCGUCCUCAGCGUCUUCUGUUGGCACAAUGAGACUCUCAACAUAUGGACGCAUUUGGCAGGCUUCUUGCUCUUCUUCCUCCUCACCAUCUUCAACUUCCUGGAGACGCCCGAUCUGCUUCCUGAUUUGUCAUGGUCCCUGCCACCUCAUUCCAACACGACCAGCUCGGACAACUUGUUCUAUCUGGUUCAGAGGGAUGCUCUACAAGCAGGGCCGGAAAGCGGCAGGAAGCAUGGUGGAGCACCGAGAUGGCCAUGGCUGGUCUACCUGGUGGGGGCAAUGGUGUGUCUGCUCUGCAGCACGCUCUCCCACCUGCUGGCCUGCCACUCCCACAAGCUCAACCUCUUCUUCUGGCGACUCGACUACGCCGGCAUCUCCCUCAUGAUCGUCACCUCCUUCUUCCCUCCCAUCUACUACGUCUUCCUCUGCCACCCACUCUGGCGCCUCGUCUACCUCUCCUCCAUCGCCACCCUGGGCGUGUUCACGGUCCUCACCCUCCUCACCCCUGCCUUCUCCUCGGCGCAGUUCCGGCCGUUCCGCGCCGCGCUCUUCUUGGCUAUGGGGUUCUCCGGCGUGGUGCCGGCGGCGCACGCGUUGUGGCUGAACUGGGACGAGCCGCACUGCCUGCUGACUUCCGUCUAUGAGCUAGCCAUGACCUGCUUCUAUGCAGCAGGGGCGGGGUUCUACGUGAGCAGGGUGCCGGAGAGGUGGAAGCCCGGGGCUUUCGACAUCGCGGGCCACAGCCACCAGAUCUUCCAUGUGCUGGUCAUCGCUGGAGCCUUGGCCCACUAUGCUGCGUCCCUCGUGCUGCUCGACUGGCGUGACCGGACCCCAUGCCUCCCCUCCAUCUAGUCGCCGGAACGCACCUGUUCUCCAUUUUUUUUCCCUCCAUCUUUCUUUUUUCUUCUUUUGGGUUGUUACUGGUGGUUCCUGCCCCAAGAACGAUCUUCAGUUCCUUAAGUCCAUGUGAGGAAGAUGAUCAUGGAAACCCACAUAUCAUCAUUGAUUCAAGGUUUCUGUAUUGAUGUAAUGAAAGAAAGGAACACCCAUUUGGAAAUGAAAUGAAAUCAAGCAAAUUGGCAUUAAAAA